Molecule: messenger RNA, 2883 nt
Organism: Lytechinus variegatus (green sea urchin)
Lineage: Eukaryota; Metazoa; Echinodermata; Echinoidea; Temnopleuroida; Toxopneustidae
Product: restin homolog
Exons: 26
Coding region: 1-2883 (960 amino acids)
Source: RefSeq, a predicted model, not a curated record
AUGAGGCAAGACGUGCAAAUAGUGCUGAAGUUUCUUCGGGAAUCUUUUGAUUUUGAGCCUUCUACCAGCCCGGCAGACACGGUCAGUAAACUGAGGUUUAGGAUGGCCAGUGCAGAUAAUAAAAUCAAAAGAAUGAAGGAACAAUUAAAGAGUAAUGAGAUCCUCGUGAAGGCUUGCAAGGGACUGACGGGUGUGUCUGGUCCCCUUGCUCCCGAUGGGUUAGCCGACCUAAUCACAUCCAUCUGGAGCAAACAAAAACACGUCAUAUCACAGCUUAAGAUCGAAAUCCAGAAAUUUAAAGAGAAUCGACCAAGUCAGACAUUUGACAUCACUCCGAUAGGCCACUCGGAUCAGUUACUGACGGGUCUUGCUCAAUUGAUGGAUAUCGAUACUACCAACACCCAGACCUCAACCAUUGUCGAUAAGAUGAAGGUCACUUUCAUCGACCUCAAAGACAUGGUCAAGGUCAAAGAUGACAAGAUUCAGAAUCUUUGUGAUCGUGAAAAGAAGAAGACCAAACGCAUCGUUGAACUCCAAAACGAAAUCGAUGAUUUGCAAACAAAGAACAUCGACUUAGCCCUUGACCUGCAGGAAGCUCAGGAUAAGCGUCAGACAGCAGAAAAUCGAGUCUUUGAUUUUGAGAACAAGAUUCGCUAUCUCGAGGAAGACAUCGAGAAGAAGACGUCUGAAAUUGAGGAUUUACUGCAGCGUUACGAGGAUGCUGGAGAGGUGAUUUUGGAUCUUCAGAAUGAUCUGGAGGAGGCUAAAAAGAACAACGCAUCUCUUGAGAAACAGAUCAAGGAUAUCCAAACCAGAGAGUUUAAGAAAGAUGAAUACAUCUUGACCUUAGAGAAGGAUUUGGCAACUCUCAAGCAGAGGAUGGACUUGGAUUCAUUCUCUGAAGAUCAUUUCAUGACAUCGAAAGCUAACCAGAAUGCCCUGAAGCUGCAAAAACAAGCAUUCGACCAAGAACUUAAGAAUCUUCGUUCUAAUGGACAGGAAAGAGAUUACUAUGUCUUGAAGUUGGAGCAGGAUAUUGAAAACAUGCAGAAAGAGAAAGAUGUGCUCUAUCAAGAGAUACAGGAGCUAGAGAGAAAGAAUGCUGAAACCACAGACCGUCUUCUUGAUUUGGAAAAAGAAUUCGCAGACUUAGAGAGUCAAAGGAAUGAAAAGGAUGAAGAAAAUAAGCGUCUUUCUGUUGAGAUAUCACAGCGAGAUACCAAUAUCAAACAACUGAUAGCAGAGAAUCAACAGCUACUGUCAAACUCUCAGAAAGUGAAGGAAAGCUGUUCAACGAUGAGUCAAGAAAAGGACCGUCUCGAAACUCUUGUGGCGAACUUGACACAGAAAACAGAUUGCCUCACAGCACAACUCGAAACAGCAGCCCAAGAUAUUCAGGAAUUGAAGGAUCAGUCUCUAUCCAAUAUUAAAGAGGGAAAGAUACAUCAGACUAAUGCCCAACAACUGAGCGAAGAAAAUUCAUAUCUCUCAAAACAACUUGACGAAUUAAAGCAGAAGAGCCAGGAAUCGGAAAAGAGGCUUUUUGAAAGAGAAGAGAUGGACCAGCAUCAGAAUGAGAAACUUUCGGUUGAAAUAAAGAAGACCCAGCAACAAUAUCAGGACUUGAAGGAGAGAUUCCAAUCUGAGAUUGACGAAGUGACGAAAACUCGCAAAGAAUUAACGGAGAGAGCAGCUAAAGAAAAGCGUGACCUACUCACUGAACUUGCAGAAGCUCGAAAACAGCUGGAGGCAUUCCAAGAGAAAUCUAAGCGUUUCCAGAAAAUGAGCGACGAUUUGGGAGAGAAGAAUUACAGCUUAUCGACUGAAAUCGCAACGGCUAUAUCAGACAACAAGGCACUGAAGGAUGAAUUGAAGACAUCUAAAGAUAAUUGCGAGAAGGCAAUCAAAAUUCUGCAGGAGAAAAAUGACGCACUUUUGUCUGAACUCGAUGCUGUUAACGAGAAGUGCAAGGACCUACAGGAGAAAGUUGGUGAUUUACAGGAAGAAAAUAAGAACAUGGUUCAGGAAACAAUUGCAUCACAGGGAGGCAAGAAUAAAGAGGUAUAUGAUGAGCUGAUAAAGAGCUACCAAGAAUGCAAGGAAAGGGGUGAAGAGUUGGAAAGAGAAAGGCAACAGUUCCAGGAAAACGUUGCCAAAUGGGAGAAAGAAAAGGCCAAUGUCUUGAAGCAGCUUGAAUCACGACAAAUUGACAAGGACAGCAAUGUCAGCAGCCCGAAGAUUCCAGGCGCCUCGGCUAACAUGGCUAACCUUCAUGAGAGAACUACAGACCUUCAGAAAGAUAAAUUAGAUCUCGAAGAAAAACUACAGACUUCAGCUGAGGAGCUAAGGGCAUUGGAAGAAGAUCUCAAUUCCGUAAAGACAGAAAGCGAAAAGCGAGUUUCAGAGUUACAGGAAGAAAAUGAUUUCAUGAUUCGUGAAGUUGCAUCUCUUCGCGACCUUUGUCUAGAAUUGGAAGAGUCGAUGGAAUCUAUGGCAGAAAGGAAUGACCAACUGAAGCGAGUUUUAAGUCUUACCCAGGAAGAAAAAGACGAUGAUCUCUUGGAUGAAUUGGAGAAAAGCUUUCUACGAUGCCAGGAUCUGGAAGAUACAUUGAAGCAUGUGCAACUGGAAUCCAAAGAAUCAUCGGAUGUAUGGAAUCAAGAAAAGAAAUAUCUCUUAGACCAACUCCAAGACCUACAACUUCCACCUAAGGAGAUGGGUUCCAGACCGGUUCAUGAUCUAGUAGCUACCAACAAGCUUCAAGAACAAAUCUCUCAGCUCCAACAAGAUAGGAAAGGACUAGAAGAAAAACUUCGAGAAGCAGAGAAAGAAAGCGCGGUAAAAUUAUUCCCUAAUUGUAAUUUAGACAUGAUACUAAAGUAA